Beta vulgaris subsp. vulgaris (sugar beet) is the source of this 2627-nucleotide messenger RNA. RefSeq lists its product as uncharacterized. NCBI's taxonomy places the organism in Eukaryota, Viridiplantae, Streptophyta, Magnoliopsida, Caryophyllales, Amaranthaceae. The transcript is spliced from 13 exons. Gene Ontology annotation, molecular function: RNA binding. The coding region runs from base 957 to 2231 and encodes 424 amino acids. Gene Ontology annotation, biological process: mRNA processing. Gene Ontology annotation, cellular component: nucleus. The record is from RefSeq and is a predicted model, not a curated record.
UGAUUUUUGUUAAGAAUUUUUUCCUAUCCUCCACCUCUCGACACGAUUGCUUAAUUACAUUUAUUGUGUUGCAGACAUGCUGUUAAGGGAGUGAUGAUCUUUGCUUAGGAGAAGCACUUCAUCUUCUGAAUCCUGUGGGAUUAGCAGUGUACACUUGGCUAACAAGGCUGGUCAAAACAAUUUUGCAGGACUAUUAUGUUCUAACAAAUUGUUUAAUGACUUAAUAUUAGUCCCUAGGAUAUGAAAUGCAUGUGGUUUCUAUCUCGUAGCUUUUCCUCAAUAUUCUUCCACUUACUGAUUUAAGUAGUUCAAAAAUGUUUUCUGUCACGGUUCGCAGUGAAUCACUCGAGAGUGGACUUGCUGUCACCUGCUAGUGUUUCUUGGGCAUUAUUUAUGAUAUACUUAUCUUAUCCUUCUGUUUGGACAGCCAUAUGCUGUAUGUUGUCCCGAUAAAUCCAUCUUACACACUCUAUAGAUGUAUCAGUGUCUUUCACCCUUACUGUGUGCUGAAGAAUUGCUCUUGAUCAGUGAUCAACUUGGCAGAUUUAAUGGUGCGUGUUCUGAUUGUCUGAGGAAACUUUUGGUUUCUUUGUAUAUUGAUAUCAAACACAUUCAAUAGCCUCUUAGCCCUCCCCCUUCUUACAAAAAAGGGUUUAUCAUGAAUACAGAUGGUGCAUCCUGCUUGUCUUGUUUUCUUAGUAAUAUAAUUGAAAAUUACCUGCUGUAGUGCUGUUGAUGUUCCUGUCCUUGUGUUUUAAACAGGUUGGUUGUAUCUUCUACUUCUGUAUGAAUUUGUAAUUAAUUAUCAGUGAAUUUUGUUCCUUCCAGUAACUUGCUGCAGUUCGCUGCAGGGCUUGGUUCGACUUUAAUGCAAAUAGUGGAGAGAGUGCUGCUAUUUCAAGAUCUCUUAAUUGCUAUGAUAGUUUUAAACAUCCAUGCUGGUCUGAUGGCUCUUUAUGUUAUUAAAAUCAACUGGAUUAGGACAGGACUUUUUCUCCAUAGGUUUUCAACCCAAUAAAGUACGUCCCAAGGAAAAGAAAGAUGACACAGCAGAACCGGAGGCUGACCCUGAACGGGAUCAGAGGACAGUUUUUGCUUAUCAGCUCCCUUUGAGGGCAGAUGAAAGAGACAUUUUUGAAUUUUUCUCUAGAGCAGGGAAGGUUCGAGAUGUACGACUCAUCAUGGAUCGUAAUUCUAGACGUUCCAAGGGAGUCGGGUACAUUGAGUUUUAUGAUGUGAUGUCAGUGCCAAUGGCUAUCGCACUCUCUGGACAACUUAUACGUGGUCAACCAGUCAUGGUUAAACCAUCUGAGGCUGAGAAAAAUCUGGUCCAGUCUACAUCUACUACUGCUGCAGGUCUCACUGUUUCGGGGGCAGCAAGAAGGUUAUAUGUUGGCAAUUUAGUUCCUAACAUCACAGAAGAUCAGCUUCGCGUGGUUUUUGAAUCAUUUGGUACUAUAGAGUUGGUGCAGUUACCUCGUGAUGAAGCAGGUCUCUGUAAAGGUUUUGCAUUUGUCCAGUUUGCACGUCUUGAAGACGCUAAAGCAGCUCAAGUUUUAAAUGGGCAAUUGGAUAUUGGUGGUCGGGUUAUGAAGGUUUCAGCUGUUACUGAUCAACCUGGAAUGCAGGAUGCUGGGGCAACUACUGGUGAUUUAGAUGAUGAUGAAGGUGGUGGCUUGGCUCUGAAUGCAAGUUCCCGAGCACUUCUCAUGCAGAAAUUGGAUCGUAGCGGCAAUGUUACAAGUGUUCCUGGCACACUGGCCUCUUCAGCUGUUACUAGCGCAGGUAUAUCUGCGCCAAUGCCUGGGGCUGUUCCUGGAGUUUCUUCUUUGGCUGCUCCUCUCAUGCAGCCUUCUAUAUCCCCUCUUGGAGGACUACCUGGUGCUGGUCUAACUACUCCAUUGGGCACUCUUGCAAUUGCUGACCCGGUCGGCGUCCCCAGUGAAUGUCUAUUGUUGAAAAAUAUGUUUGAUCCCAAGCUGGAGACCGAACCUGAUUUUGAUCUGGACAUAAAGGAGGAUGUGCAGGAAGAGUGUGGGAAGUAUGGUGCCGUGAAGCACAUCUUUGUGGACAAGGACAGUGAGGGAUAUGUGUACUUAAAAUUUGACAGCACCCAAGCAGCAAUGAAUGCACAACGUGCCCUACAUGGCAGGUGGUUUGCAGCAAAGAUGAUCAGUGCAACAUACAUCGCACCUCAAGAUUACGAGGCAAAAUUUCCAGAAAGCAGAUGAUUGAAGCGGUACGCUGGCAUAUGGAGAGAGCGAGAGACAGAGAUGGCCUCGGAGAUUUUUUAAGAUCUUUUUCCCUUUUGCUUAUUUCUUUCUUAGCUGUGUUGUAAUCUUUUAGUAAGUUGGGUCAGUUGGGUAAUAGGAGUGAACGUCCUGCAUGAGUAACCUUAUUUAUCCUCAAAAAGUAGGAGUGUUAGAUUGAUAGGUUGCAUUGUUUAUUUUUUCCAAAAGAAAAGUAACAUUGUUUAGGAUUUUUUUAUCCGGAAGAAUGUUUAAGCAUAUGUUGCUUUUAGUUCCCAUAUACUUGUAACGACCUGGAAAAUUUUGGAUUGUUACCUGCUUUUUAUUCGGCGAAUUUCGUCUCAAAUAUGUGAAAAUACGUCACAUUUAUGGCUUCAA